Hypanus sabinus (Atlantic stingray) is the source of this 8419-nucleotide messenger RNA. RefSeq names its product Rab geranylgeranyltransferase subunit beta (gene rabggtb). The transcript is spliced from 10 exons. Gene Ontology annotation, biological process: protein geranylgeranylation. The record is from RefSeq and is a predicted model, not a curated record. Gene Ontology annotation, molecular function: Rab geranylgeranyltransferase activity. The coding region runs from base 135 to 1187 and encodes 350 amino acids. Gene Ontology annotation, cellular component: Rab-protein geranylgeranyltransferase complex. NCBI's taxonomy places the organism in Eukaryota, Metazoa, Chordata, Chondrichthyes, Myliobatiformes, Dasyatidae.
UUGGGUCCUUGGUGCGGGGCAGUCUGAGGGAGGGCACUCGCGGCGGGGUCCUGACAGCGGUGCAGAAGAACGAAAGCCGGGCGGCGGCAGGAGCGGCGUCCGCAGAGACUUUGACUUUCACUGAGACAGACAGAAUGUUUCAAAAUAACAAAAAAGGAAAAGGGCCCGAAGCAAAAGUUUGGGCACCCUGCAUGGGCACGCCAGUGAAAGAUGUGAUUCUCAAACCAGAUGCUCCCACAAUUCUGUUACUCGAGAAACAUUCCGAUUAUAUUGCCUCAUAUGGAUCAAAGAAGGAUGAUUACGAAUACUGUAUGUCUGAGUACCUGCGAAUGAGUGGGAUCUACUGGGGUCUGACAGUUAUGGACCUCAUGGGCCAACUGCACCGGAUGAACAAAGAAGAAAUUCUGCAGUUCGUUAAGUCAUGUCAACAUGACUGUGGUGGAGUUGGAGCCAGUAUAGGUCAUGAUCCUCACCUUCUUUAUACCCUGAGUGCUGUGCAGAUCCUUUCCCUGUAUGAUAGUCUACAUGUUAUUGAUGUUGAUAAAGUGGUUGAAUAUGUUCAAGGCCUGCAACAAGAAGAUGGUUCUUUCGCUGGUGAUAAAUGGGGUGAAAUUGACACCAGAUUCUCCUUCUGUGCUGUAGCAACGCUCGCUCUUCUGGGAAGACUCGAUGCCAUUAAUCUAAAUUCAGCAGCAGAGUUUGUCUUAUCCUGCAUGAACUUUGAUGGAGGAUUUGGAUGCAGACCAGGUUCCGAAUCUCAUGCGGGACAGAUCUAUUGCUGCACAGGAUUUCUUGCUAUCACGGGCCAGUUGCACCACGUCAACGCUGAUCUACUUGGCUGGUGGCUCUGUGAGCGGCAGUUACCCUCCGGAGGCCUUAACGGACGACCUGAGAAGUUGCCUGAUGUUUGUUACUCUUGGUGGGUUCUGGCUUCUCUGAAGAUCAUCGGCCGAUUGCAUUGGAUCGACAAGGAAAAGCUGUCCACGUUUAUCCUGGCUUGUCAGGAUGAGGAGACUGGGGGGUUUGCAGACCGGCCUGGAGAUGUGGUUGAUCCUUUCCACACUCUGUUUGGUGUGGCCGGCCUUUCUCUUAUGGGUGAGCAGCAGGUGAAGACAGUGAACCCGGUGUUCUGCAUGCCCGAGGAAACCUUGCAGAGGAUCGGCCUCCAGCCACACCUUCUGAGCUAAAGGGAAGAGGAGGUCAGGUCGCAGUGCUAUUAGAAAAACCAUUCUAGACAGUCCUGAUCAACGUGACUGUGACAAGCAGUACUGAAAUGUUUAUCCUCUCACUGGGGUUUGGCAAUAACUUGAGCUAUGACUGCUACAACGAUUUGAUUCAUUCAGUUCUGGUUUCUUGUGUAUCAGUGCAAGGAGGAACUCCUACGGUGACCCGUCGUUCUUCCUGAGAGCCCUUUGCCGACGCUGCACAGACUGAAUCCCUGUAAAUCCUUGUCCAUUGUGUUAGCUGAUGUCUGUAUGAAGCUUGACAUUGUUCACUGUAGCGAUGGCCGAGCAACUGCAAAGGUGAUUUAACAGCCUUUGCAAAGUGAACAGAAGCCAAAGGCUUGAGUGGAAAUCAACAAAAUAAAACUACAGAUGUCGCCAGUCAGCAUAAAGGCAUAGAUGUGAAAGUAUUAGGCAUGAGGCGAGAAAAACUGUUAACAUUUCAGGUCCAGAACCCUUCAUUAGAGUAGACAGAGAAAUAAGUUAGUGUGAGCAGCAGAGAUCUGAAACAUGGUUUCUUUCUCCUCAGAUGCUGCCCAACCUUCUGAGUGUUUCCAUUAUUUUCUGUUUACACUAAAGACCGAAAUGUAGACACUAAAUCAGAGUAAUUAUUGCAGCAUAUUUUGGAUUAAUUUUAUUACUAGAAAUUGGGUAUAAAGCAAAUGAACCUAGUUGACAACUCUGAUGUGGAUAGAUCCUGCAAGUUAUCAUCCCUAAUUCAGAGCCAUGAGCAAAUAGUUGAGGCUAAUAUUUAAGUGAAGCAGAGCCAGCCACCCUGUGGGAGGGUCACACUGUGGGAGGGGUGGUACUGAGGGAGAGUCACACUGGGAGGGGUGAUACUGAGGGAGAGUCACACUGUGGGAGGGGUGGUACUGAGGGAGGGUCACACUGUGGGAGGGAUGUUACUGAGGGAGAGUCACUCUGGGAGGGGUAGUACUGAGGAAGGGUCACACUGUGGGGCGUGGUGGCACUGACAGACGGUCACACUGUUGGUGGGUGGUACUGAUGGAGGGUCACACUGGAAGGGGUGGUACUGAGGGAGGGUCACACUGUGGAAGGGGUGGUACUGAUGGAAGACCACACUGUGGGAGGGGUGGUACUGAUGGAGAAUCACACUGUGGGAGGGGUGGUACUGAGGGAGGGUCACACUGUGGAAGGGGUGGUACUGAGGGAGGGUCACACUAUGGGAGGGGUGAUACUGAGGGAGGGUCACACUGUGGAAGGGGUGGUACUGAGGGAGGGUCACACUGUGGGAGGGGUGGUACUGAUGGAGGGUCACACUGUGGAAAGGGUGGUACUGAGGGAGAGUUGCCCUGUAGGAGAGGUGGUACUGAAGGAGGGUUGCCCAGUGGGAGGGGCGGUACUGACAGAGGGUCAUACUGAGAGGGGAGAUACUGAGGGAGUGCUGGGCUGUCAACUUGCCAUUUCUGUUAAGCUAUAAUCACUGUGGGGUGAUGAGGCAACGUGGGACGCUGUUUAUAUCUGUAAUGUUUUGGUUUGGUGCUGAAGUUUUGACUUAACAUUACUUGCAAUGAAGAAAACAUUUGUUUUAUUUUCUGUCCCAAUGGUGGCCUGAGUCAUGGUGCCAGUAAGCAGUCAUCUCCGUGGGCCUCCAGAACAAUGCACAAGCAGAAAUAUUUUCCUCAUGGAAAUUUUAAACAGUUCUGGAAAGUUUAAGCUCUCUACUCCUAAUUAUAGUUUUGUGGUUUGUUUUACAUCUCUCGAAAUACUGAAUGCAGAAUGGAAAUGUUUACAGUUCAUUUAGUUGGCACUGAUUAAUCAUUUUACCUCCCAGAAAUUCGAGCCUUUCUGAUACCUGAGAACAGAUCAUAUCCACAUUGCAAAUUAAGGCUUAGAAUAUAUAAAACCUACAGCACAAUGCAGGCCCUUCGGCCCACAAAGCUAUGAUGAACAUGUCCUUACCUUAGACCUACCUCGGCUUACCCAUAGCCCUCUAUUUUUCUAAGCUCCAUGUAGCUAUCCAGGAACCUCUUAAAAGACCCUAUCGUUUCCGCCUCCACUAACGCCUGUGGCAGCCCAUUCCACGCACUCACCACUCUCUGCAUAAAAAAAAAUCUACCCCUGACAUCUCUGUACCUACUUCCAAGCACCUUAAAACUAUGCCCUCUUGUGCUAGCCAUUUCAACCCUGAGAAAAGGCCUCCGACCAUCCACAUGAUCAAUGCCUCUCAUUAGCUUAUACACCUCUAACAGGUCACCUCUCAUCCUCCGUUGCUCCAAGGAGAAACAGCCAAGUUCACUCAACCUAUUCUCAUAAGGCUUGCUCCCCAAUCCAGGCAACAUCAUUGUAAAUCUCCUCUGCACCCUUCUGUGGUUUUCACAUCCUUCCUGUGGUGAGGCAACCAGAACUGAGCACAGUACUCCAAGUGUGGUCUGACCAGGGUCCUAAGUAGCUGCAACAUUACCUCUCGGCUCUUAAACUCAAUGCCACAGUUGGUGAAGGCCAAUGCACCAUAUGCCUCCUUAACCAGAGAGUCAAAGCAUAGCAGCUUUGAGUGUCCUAAGGACUCAGACCCUAAGAUCCCUCCGAUUUUCCACACUGCCAAGAGUCUUACCAUUAAUGUAAUAUUCUGCCAACAUACUUAAUCUAUCAAAAUGAACCACCUCACACUUAUCUGGGUUGAACUCCAUCUGCCACUUCUCAGCCCAGUUUUGCAUCCUAUCAAUGUCCCGUUGUAACCCCUGACAGCUCUCCACACUAUUCACAACACCCUUAACCUUUGCGUCAUCAGCAAAUCUGCUAACCCAUCCUUCCACUUCCUCAUCCAGGUCAUUUAUAAAAAUCACGAGAUGUAGUGGUCUCAGAACAGAUCCCUGAGGCACACCACUGGUCACCGACCUCCAUGCAGAAUAUGACCUGUCUACAACCACUCUUAGCCUUCUGUGGGCAAGCUAGUUCUGGAUACACAAAGCAAUGUCCCUUUGGAUCCCAUGCCUCCUUACUUUCCCAAUAAGCCUUGCGUGGGGUACCUUAUCAAAUGCUUUACUGAAAUCCAUACACAUUACAUCAAUGGCCCUAUCUUCAUCAAUGUGUUUAGUCAUAUCCUCAAAAAAUUCAAUCAGGCAGAGGGAUGGUCUGACGGAACAUGGAGUUAAAUGUGCAGAAAGAAUAAGUAAAUUUAGGAAGGACAACAAAAUUCAAGGGGCGUAUAGCCUGAUGGGAGUUCGGGGAGCUGGGUUAAGCACAAUAGGCAGCAAUUUAAACAGAGAGAGGAGAAAUGGGCUAAAAAUUCUAUAUCUGAAUGCACAAAAUGUCAGAAAUAAGGCGGAUGAGCUUGAAGCUCGGGCGCGAAUGGGUAACUAUAAUGUUGUUGGGAUAACAGAGACAUGGCUGCAGGGAGAUCAGACCUGGGAAAUGAAUGUACAAGGGUAUACAUGCUAUCGUAGGGACAGAAAUGUGGCAGAGGGGGUGGGGUGGCCCUGUUGGUGAGGAAUGAGAUUCAGUCCUUUGCAAGGGGGGACAUAGGAUCAGGAGAAGUGGAGUCUGUGUGGAUAGAACUGAGGAACAGUAAGGGCAAAAAGACCCUACUGGGUGUUGUCUACAGGCCCCAAACAGUAGCAUGGAUAUUGGGUGCAAGUUGAAUAGGGAGUUAAUAUUGGCAUGUGGCAAAGGUAAUGUCACAGUAGUUAUGGGGGAUUUCAACAUGCAGGUGAACUGGGAGAAUCAGGUUGGUGCUGGACCCCAGGAUAGGGAGUUUGUAGAGUGCCUACGGGUUGCAUUCUUGGAACAGCUUGUAUGAGAGCCGACCAGGGACAAGGCUAUUCUGGAUUUCGUGUUGUGCAAUGAACAGGAUUUGAUAAGCGAUCUUGAAGUAAAGGAGCCAUUAGGAGGUAGUGACCAUAAUAUAAUGUUUUUAUCUACAAUUUGAGAAGGAUAAGGGCAGAUCGGAGGUGUCAGUGUUGCAGUUGUACAAAGGAGGCUAUAGAGCCAUGAGGGAGGAGCUGGCCAAAGUUAAAUGGACGGAUAUCCUAGCAGAAAAGCCAGUGGAACAGCAAUGGCAGGUAUUCUUGGGAAUAAUGCACAAGGUGCAAAAUCAGUUCAUUCUUCGGAGAAGGAAGGAUUCAAAGGGGGGGAAGGGGCCACAGUGGUUGACAAAGGAAGUCAGAGAUUGCAUAGCAUUAAAAAAAAAGGAAGUAUGACAGAGCUAAGGUGAGUGGGAAGACAGAUGAUUGGGAAAUUUUUAAGAAACAGAACUUAACUAAAAAGGCAAUACAGGGAGAAAAAAUUAGGUAUGAACACAAGCUAGCCAGGAAUAUAAAGGAGGAUAGCAAAAGCUUUUUUAGGUAUGUGAAGAGAAAGAAGAUAGUUAAGAACAAUGUUGGGCCCUUGAAGAAUGAAUUGGGUGAAAUUGUUAUGGGAAACAGAAAUGGCAGAAGAAUUUAAUAAGUACUUUAGAUCUGUCUUCACUAGGGAAGACACAAGCAAUCUCCCAUAUGUAUGGAUGGGCCAAGGACAUAGGGUAACAGAGGAAAUGAAACAGAUUGACAUUAGGAAGGAAACGGUGAUGAGUAGACUAAUGGGACUGAAGGCUAACAAAUCCCUAGGUCCAGAUGGUCUGCAUCCUAGGGUACGAAAGGAGGUGGCUCUGGAAAUUGCGGAUGCAUUGGUAAUCAUUUUCCAAUGUUCCUUAGAUUCAGGAUCAGUUCCUGAGGAUUGGAGAAUGGCUAAUGUUAUCCCACUUUUUAAGAAAGGAGGGAGGGAGAAAACAGAGAACUAUCGUCCUGUCAGCCUAACAUCAGUAGUGGGGAAGAUGCUGGAGUCCAUUAUUAAAGAUGAAAUAGUGGCAUAUCUAGAUAGCAGUGAUAGGAUUGGGCCAAGCCUGCAUGGAUUUACCAAGGGCAAAUCAUGCUUGACUAAUCUAUUGGAGUUUUUCGAGGAUGUAACCAGGAAGUUAGACAAGGGAGAUCCAGUGGAUGUAGUGUACCUCGAUUUUCAGAAGGCAUUUGAUAAGGUCCCACAUAGGAGAUUGGUGGGUAAAAUCAGAGCUUAUGGCAUUGGGGGGAAGAUAUUGACAUGGAUAGAAAACUGGUUGGCAGAUAGAAAGCAAAGGGUAGCGGUGAAUGGGUGUUUCUCGGAAUGGCAGGUGGUGACUAGUGGGGUGCCACAGGGCUUGGUAUUGGGACCACAGCUGUUUACGAUUUACAUCAAUGAUUUAGAUGAAGGCAUUGAGAAUAACAUCAGCAAGUUUGCUGAUGAUACUAAGCUGGGUGGCAAUGUGACGUGAUGAGGAUGUUAGGAGAAUUCAGAGUGACUUAGAUAGGCUGAGUGAGUGGGCAGAUACUUGGCAGAUGACGUUUAAUGUGAAUAAGUGUGAGGUUAUCCACUUUGGGAGUAAGAACAGAAAGGCAGAUUAUUAUCUGAACGGUGUAUAGUUAGGUAAGGGAGAAAUACAAAGAGAUCUAGGAGUCCUUGUUCAUUAGUCACUGAAGGUGAAUGAGCAAGUGCAGCAGGCAGUGAAAAAGGCAAAUGAAAUGUUGGCCUUUAUUACAAAAGGAAUUGAGUACAAGAGCAAAGAAAUCCUUUUGCAUUUGUACAGGCCCUGGUGAGACCACACCUGGAGUAUUGUGUACAGUUUUGGUCUCCAGGGUUAAGGAAGGACAUCCUGGCUGUAGAGGAAGUGCAGCGUAGAUUCACGAGGUUAAUUCCUGGGAUAUCCGGACUGUCUUACGCAGAGAGGUUAGAGAGACUGGGCUUGCACACGCUGGAAUUCAGGAGGUUGAGAGGGGAUCUGAUUGCAACAUAUAAGAUCAUUAAGGGAUUAGACAAGAGGCAGGAAAUAUGUUCCAGAUGCUGGGAGAGUCCAGUACCAGAGGGCAUGGUUUAAGAAUAAGGGGUAGGUCAUUUAGGACAGAGUUAAGGAAAAAUUUCUUCUCCCAGAGAAUUGUGGGGGUCUGGGAUGCAAUGCCUCAGAAGGCAAUUCUCUGGAUGCUUUCAAGAAGGAGCUAGAUAGAUAUCUUAUGGAUAGGGGAAUCAAGGGAUAUGGGGACAAGGCAGGAACCAGGUAUUGAUAGUAGAUGAUCAGCCAUGAUCUCAGAAUGGCGGUGCAGGCUCGAAGGGCCGAAUGGUCUACCUCUGCACCUAUUGUCUAUUAACAACCACUGAAGUAAGACUCACUGGCCUAUAAUUUCUUGGGCUAUCUCUACUCCCUUUCUUGAAUAGGAGAACAACAUCCACAACCCUCCAAUCCUCCGGAACCUCUCCCAUCCCCACUUAUGAUGCAAAGAUCAUCGCCAGAGGCUCAGCAAAUCUCCUCCCUCGCUUCUCACAGUAGCCUGGGGUACAUCCCAUCUAGUCCCAGUGACUUAACCAACAUGAUGCUUUCCAAAAGCUCCAGCACAUUCUCUUCCUUAAUAUCUGUAUGCUGAAGCUUUGGAGUCCUUUUCGUAGUGCAUAAUGAAGCAAAAUAUUCAUUAAGUACCUCUGCUGUCUCCUCCAGUUCCGUACACACUUUUCCACUGUCACACUCGAUUGGUCCUAUUCUCUCAUGUCUUAUCUUCUUGCUCUUCACAUACCUGUAGAAUGCCUUUGGGUUUUCCUUAAUCCUGUCUGCUAAGGCCUUCUCAUGGCCCCUUCUGGUUCACCUAAUUUCAUUCUUAAGUUCCUUCCUGCUAGCCUUAUAAUCUUCUAGAUCUCUAUCAUUACCUAGUUUUUUGAGCCUUUUGUAAGCUCUUCUUCUUGACUAAAUUUACAAUAACCUUUGUACAUCACAGUUCCUGUACCCUGCCAUCCUUUCUCUGUCUCAUUGGAAUGUAUCUACGCAGAACCCCACUCAAAUAUCCCCUGAGCAUUUGCCACAUUUCUUUUGUAUGUUUCCCUGAGAACAUCUGUUUCCAAUUUAUGCUUCCAUGCUCCAACUUACUUAGAGGAUUUGUUUUAUUUCUAUUUGCGAGUGCCAACAAUAUUCUCAAUUUUCAGGAGCAAAUCUUGGGUGUGGGUCAAGAUAAAGCAGAACUGCUUUUGAACAGUAAACCAGAGAGAUUUGUAGAUAUUGCAAAGACAUUCUUAACAAGAAUAUAACAGGGUAUAUUAUGGUGAAAGGCAGCUGACAUUGUAGGUGUGUGUGAGAUGAUGAGAGUACCUUGAGUGAUUUAAUCAAAACGAGAAAAUCUGCAGAUGCUGGAUAUCUAAGCAACAUACAUAAAAUGCUGGAGGAACUCAGCAGGCCAGGCAGCAUC